UGCGCAUCCGGGUCACACUAACGCCGCCGUUUCCUCCAGCCGCUUGGUUCUCCUGUGAGUCUGGACCAGUCCCCAUGUCCUGCUGUGGGGCCUCUGCAGCCUUUGGACUUUAAGACUGCUGAGAGACACUGCAAUCCAGUCACAUAAGCAUAAUAAAGAAAUAUUGGUCCUCAUGGAAGAAGAACAAGAUUUGCCAGAGCAACCAGUGAAAAAAGCCAAGAUGCAGGAAUCAGGAGAGCAAACUUUAAGUCAAGUAAGCAACCCUGAAGUCAAUGAUCAGAAACCUGAAACUUCAAGCCUUGCUUCAAACCUUACCAUGUCAGAGGAAAUUAUGACAUGCACCGAUUACAUCCCUCGCUCAUCCAAUGAUUAUACCUCACAAAUGUAUUCUGCGAAACCUUAUGCACAUAUCCUCUCAGUUCCUGUUUCGGAAACUGCUUAUCCUGGGCAGACUCAGUACCCAACACUGCAGCAGUCUCAACCCUAUGCUGUCUACCCUCAGGCAACCCAAACGUAUGGACUACCUCCUUUCGGUGCAUUGUGGCCAGGUAUGAAACCUGAAAGUGGUUUAAUUCAGACUCCAUCUCCAAGUCAACACAGUGUUCUUACCUGCACUACAGGGUUAACCACAAGCCAGCCAAGCCCAGCACAUUAUUCUUAUCCCAUUCAAGCUUCAAGCACAAAUACCAACCUGAUAUCCACUUCAUCUGCUAUUGCCAAUAUUCCAGCAGCAGCAGUUUCUACCAUCUCAAACCAGGACUAUCCCACCUAUACCAUCCUUGGUCAGAGUCAGUACCAGGCCUGCUACCCCAGCUCCAGCUUUGGAGUCACGGGCCAGACUAACAGUGAUGCUGAGAGUACCACCCUAGCAGCAGCCGCAUACCAGACAGAGAAGCCUGGUGUCAUGGUACCUGCGCCUGCAGCACAGAGACUUUCUUCUGGAGAUCCUUCUACAAGCCCAUCUUUGUCGCAGACUACACCAAGUAAAGAUACUGAUGACCAGUGUAGGAAAAACAUGACUGGCAAGAACCGGGGCAAGAGGAAAGCUGAUGCCAGCUCUUCCCAGGACAGUGAAUUAGAACGGGUAUUUCUGUGGGACUUAGAUGAAACCAUCAUCAUCUUCCAUUCGCUUCUUACUGGAUCCUAUGCCCAGAAGUAUGGAAAGGACCCAACAGUAGUGAUUGGCUCAGGUUUAACAAUGGAAGAAAUGAUUUUUGAAGUGGCUGAUACACAUCUAUUUUUCAAUGACUUAGAGGAGUGUGACCAGGUGCAUGUGGAAGAUGUGGCUUCUGAUGACAAUGGCCAAGACUUGAGCAACUACAGUUUCUCAACAGAUGGUUUCAGUGGCUCAGGAGGCAGUGGCAGCCAUGGUUCUUCCGUGGGUGUCCAGGGAGGUGUGGACUGGAUGAGGAAAUUGGCUUUCCGUUACCGAAAAGUGAGAGAAAUCUAUGAUAAGCAUAAAAGCAACGUGGGUGGUCUCCUCAGUCCACAGAGAAAGGAAGCACUGCAGAGACUAAGAGCAGAAAUUGAAGUUUUAACAGAUUCCUGGUUAGGAACUGCGUUAAAGUCCUUACUUCUCAUCCAGUCCAGAAAGAAUUGUGUGAAUGUGCUAAUCACUACAACCCAGCUGGUUCCAGCCCUGGCCAAGGUUCUUCUGUACGGACUAGGAGAAAUAUUUCCUAUUGAAAACAUCUACAGUGCUACCAAAAUUGGUAAGGAGAGCUGCUUCGAGAGAAUUGUGUCAAGGUUUGGAAAGAAAGUCACAUACGUAGUGAUUGGAGAUGGACGAGAUGAAGAAAUUGCAGCCAAACAGCACAACAUGCCGUUCUGGAGGAUCACAAACCAUGGAGACCUCGUGUCCCUCCACCAGGCUUUGGAGCUUGAUUUUCUCUAAGAACUGGAACGAAGAGCCUUCCCCCGAGCUCCUUUUCCCUCCUGAAGGGAGCUAGAGACUGGAACCAACUGGGAACUUUCUCUCUCUCCGUGGAAUGCUGGCGAGCACACAAUCAAAACCAACAGCUACAAGAGACGAAGCUUGUUUUUGCUAAGAGUGAGCUGCAGCGCCUUGUUCAUCCUCGUGCAGGAGCGGGAGACAGUUGGAUUGAGAGAACAAUAGACUCACCGCAGCUACAGUGCUUUUAAUUCUUCUGGGUUUUUUGUUUUGUGUUUUAUUUUGUUUCCAAAAAUGAAGAAAAAGAAAAGGAAAUUCUUGGGGCAGAGUUGCACUCUGUGUCCAUGACCAGGUUGAGAACUGCUGUUAACUUGUGGUGAUAGGAUAAAACGCAGCAGACUUUUAUAAUAACAUCUCUUGCAGUCUUUAUAACCUCCUUAGCUGUAGAACAUAUUCCCAGUGAAUGUAUAUGUUUUUUUAUAGGUAAGGGUCUGGUCUCUGAAGCAGAUUUCCUGCCCCUUUUCUUUUCUAGCAGGAAAGGGGUAUGUAAUGUUUCCUUGGAAAAUCAUAACUGAAAUAUCUGAGAUACCUCUCUGUGACAGUAGCACCUCCUCAGCUGCUCCAUUGGUCUGCUCUCUAGGUGGCUUCCUUGCCACUCUUCCAUCUCCUGGUUUGCUGGGGGCACGGGACACUGAUUAACUUUAGGCUUUGCUGUUUGCUGUAUCCUAGAAGCCUCAGUCCCUCUUCCCCUUUCACCAAAUGGCACAAUCCUAGAAACUCCUUCUUUGAGACAGUAAAUUAUAAGCCUUCAGCUUGACUCUUAGUCAGAGAUGAUGCCCCAGGAGGCUUACCUCCAAACUGGAGAGAAGGAACUAAAGCUUCUUAGGAAUUCCCACUUCUUUGGCUCUUGAAACAGGAAGAUUCCACCUUUUUUUCCCCCGCAGAGAAGCACCCCUCCCCAACAGAUGCGCCCCCUCCCCCCCAGCCUUCCCCAUUCUUUGUCGUCAUUGCUGGACCGCUGCCCCUUUCCUGCCAUCUGUACCUCACAUCCACUUCCAUGCCACUCUGGCCAGUUCCUGGGCUUCAGACCCAAGUAGUCAAAUCAAGUCUGAGAACAGAUUCAUAACCACAUUAUGGCCAAAACUGCUAAGGGAUUUGACUUCCUUUGAAUCCUUUAAGUCCUAUGAAGAUGUUCUGGGCGUAUAUUUACCCAGAUUUUGGCCUGAAACUGAAGAGCAGAUUGCUAUGAUCCAAACCAAGUUUUCCCAUGGAACACCCUUCCUGCUUCUCAAAUCCCAUUCUAAAAUGGGAAACCAGAAAGCCAAAAAGACUUCCCUGAUUUAAAUGGGGUUGUGGACUCUCUAUUCCAUGCCUGAAAACUUUAAUCUUGGGCCAAAUGCAAGAACAUCUCUCAGCCUGACCUCCAGGGAGAUUGGUGGGUACCCAGGCACUAGUCCCAUCCUUCUAGCCCAGUUGUGUGUGCAGAUGCCCCGUCCCUCCAAGACCAAGCUGGGCGUCUGCUCGGCGAAAUAAACUUCCCUAGAGCUGAGGAAGUUCAGCCUCUCCCAGGUUGCACAGAGAGAUGGUUAUAUAAGCACCUCGGAGAGAAGCAGUCUGGGUCCUUGGUGGUGGCAUUCUUGACCAACCCAUACUGUUAACUGCUUGUGCUCAGAGAUUCUGCAUAGCCACUUCCAGAGAUGAUGUAGCACAAAGGGGCCAGACUCCUUCCAAUGCCAGAUCACCCAGAGAAAGGCUUGUAUCUACAUUCCUUCAGAACUGACUGAGAAAGGGCUUCAUGACUCAGUUUUAGGGAAGAGGUUUUUGGAGAGGAGCUGAAGUCAGUGCUCAUUACUUAGCUGGCUCUUGGCCUGUUUCCUUUGGACGGGGGAUACAUAGUCUGAGGUGAACCUUCUUGGUCUGGGUUCACCAUAGUUGCCCAGACACCUUGCUUCAUAAUUGAUCUUAGAAAGCUCUGGGGUGGGUCUUUACUUCCAGGCCCCAAGCCCUCCCCAUACUGGCAGUUUAGCUGUGGGUUUCUUACCUGGACAUAGGCCAUCCUAUUUGUGCUGUGCAUCAGGUUUGUGUGGAUGCAAAGCGGUACCCGCAUCAUGCGCACAGGUACACACACACACACACACACACACACACACACUUUUCCUCUCCCUGCCCUUUGGGAGAAGCUCUUUAUUCCUAGAAUAUGACUUAGACUCCUUUUUCAAGGGCCUUUUCCUUCCUUCUCUGACUGCACAGCUUAGAUCUUUGCAAAAGGAACUUGAAAUUGGCUAGGAGGGGAGGAAGCUCUGAGCAGUGCCACCUUUGCUCUUUUCUGGUUGUUUAGAGGGCAGACAGAAAAUGAGAACUCCCUGGCUCCUCUUUGCCAAAAUGAACUGUCCAGGGAACAGUGCUGUUCUUUGACCCUGUGUUUUCUUCCUCCCCAGCCCAGAGAUCUGGAGAGGAAGAGAAGUGGGCAGGACCAAGAGCUCUUGGAGGCUGAGCUCCACAGGAUACUGUGGGUCUUUUUGUCAAGGGGGAAGGCCUCUUUACCAGAAAGAGGACCCAUGAAAUAAGCCACAUGGUGAGUCCCUCUCCUCGCUGGCCACUGUGAGUUCUGUAAGAUGGGUCUACACAUUUCAUGGUUAGGACUGAUCAUCUCUACUAGCGGGUGUGGAGUGUCAGGUGAGUCCUGGGUUUUAGAGGAGGCUUUACUUUCGAAUGUAAAACUGACUGUGCCUUAGCAUCACCCUGUCUGGUGCCCCUGGGGCAGCUGGUGGUGUCCAGGAGAAUGGAUGCCUGCUCCAGACUUAAAUGCCUCUUUGGGCUUUUAUUUGGUUUGGGGGGGUUCCUGUCUUCUGCUCUGCAAGUUGCGGGGGGCUAAGCUAGUGUCCCAGGAGACUUGUGCCACAGCUCGUUCGCAGUUCACACAACCUUGUUCACAUUAAAGCUCCAAGCAGAAUCUCACUGGCAGGCUCCACCUGUAGCAUAUGGAGCUCCUAGAUGUUCAGUACCUUGCAUGGGUGUCAGUGUCACUGAACCAUGGGGGAGAGGAGUAGAGGGGCGGAGCCUUGUUCUCCCUCUUGCUGGGAGAGUGACGGUCCAAGCUGCGGGUGGUGAGCUCGGGACUGUCUCUCCUCAAUCCUGCAGAAGGGGCCAGUUAGGACCCCUCCUGGGCAGGCUUCUGUUUGUUGCCACUAAACUGGUUUCCUUUUUCAUCCCAAAGUUAGAACUCCCCAGGUAUACUGUAGAAGCCAAAUCUGAAUUCUGACGUUUUAAAACAUCUUAAACCAUGAGAGAAGAUCUAGUUCUGUCCCACCUCCAAUCAGCAGGCCCUCUGUCCCUUCCUCUCCUCUGAGUCAGACAGCCCUCCUUGGCUAGUUCCCAAUGCACUGAUGGAAGCCAUCCCGUUAUGGAUGACUUCCACUCAAAACACAACGCUCUGGACUUCAGAUGCCUCACUUAGCAGGAAAAGGCAUUGAUUGGAUAUAUUUAUGUGACUGCGGGCAUUUGUGGCUGUAGAGUCCUUGACCAUGUUAUAUGUAAUGGGAACUAUCUUAUAAACUUGAAAAAAUAAAGUUUUUAUUUUCUA
Molecule: messenger RNA, 5474 nt
Organism: Phacochoerus africanus (Common warthog)
Lineage: Eukaryota; Metazoa; Chordata; Mammalia; Artiodactyla; Suidae
Gene: EYA3
Product: EYA transcriptional coactivator and phosphatase 3
Exons: 18
Coding region: 173-1894 (573 amino acids)
Biological process (GO): multicellular organism development; positive regulation of DNA repair; cell differentiation
Cellular component (GO): nucleus
Molecular function (GO): protein tyrosine phosphatase activity
Source: RefSeq, a predicted model, not a curated record